Molecule: messenger RNA, 4060 nt
Organism: Elaeis guineensis (African oil palm)
Lineage: Eukaryota; Viridiplantae; Streptophyta; Magnoliopsida; Arecales; Arecaceae
Source: RefSeq, a predicted model, not a curated record
UACUUUUCCAAAUUCAGCCUACUCUCGAUCCGUCCUUCCCUCCCUAAUUAAUGCUCGCUCCUUUUCUUCUCCUACAACCGAUGCAUUAGAAGGCGAUCCCUCUCCUCCCUCUUCUUCCAUUUGUCCCUCUCAUGCUCGGACAAAUCCCUAGUUUGGAUUCCUUCUCCACCAUCGCCGAGGGGAGAUCCGUCGUCCGGGGCCCGAAGCUAGGGUUUCCGGGUUCGAAUCAGCUGAGUUUUGGCCUGCGAUGAGGUGUUCCUCGCAGAAGAAUCUCUCCGUCUACGAUUUCAACGAAGUGGAGGAGGCCGUGGAGGCGGCGUCCAGGAAGUUCGCGUCCAAAUUCCAGUCCAAGUUGAAGGAAGCCGAAACCAAGUAUCAGUUUCUUGAGGCAUUCCACCUAGGCUUAAAAUUAAGGAGAACAGAUGUGACCACUGCUUAUAUGGAUUUGCGUGAAAGAGACAAUGCCCGGGAGUCAUGUGUCAUAGAUACACCACAAACAAAUCUGGCUGUUUCUGAUGAGAAAACUGAGUUCGAUGACUUUGUUGUGUCCUCAACAAGUUAUGAAGACAAUGGACAUAUAGUCACGGAUGAAAAUGAACCUGGGAUUCUUACAAGAACGGAUCCUCUUGUAAUUAAAACUUCUAGUCAUGUAGCACCUUCUGUAGGCGACAAACAGUUCUCAGACACUUCAUCCGAUGGAACAGCAGUUGAUGUGAUUUCAGAUGAUGAAGGUAGCUGGGUGUCAGCAUCUGAUUCUCCAUCAACAACACAAUCUGAUGUCGAAAGUGAAGGUUAUUUAGAACAUCGAGUCUCAGAUAAUUGUUACAGUGCAUGUGCAGAUAUGGUGGGCGACAACAUGGCUGUCGUAGUUUUCCCUGAUUAUGUUAUAUAUAAGAACAUGCUGUGUGGAGAGUCUCGGUUCACCUUCUUCACAGAUUGCAUUAAGAUCGAGUGUUCAGGUGCUAGUGAAAAUGGAAAAUUUGUUUUAGAAUGUGCAAUUGCUGAUAUCAUUUAUAUUCAUCGCCAGUGGAGUGGAAGUGUUGAAGCUGCUUUGGUUAAACUUUGUGUUAGAGCAACCGAUGCUAAUGAAAAUGAGAAACCUCAUAAUGAUGGUGAUUUGAAGAUAAUAUUUGCCAUUGCUGAUGCACAUUGGUUUGAAAAGGAGCAGAAAAUCAGGAAUCUGGCUGAAAGAUAUGGAGAUAUAUGGAACGCUUUCCCUAAUGAUGAUCUGGUGGGGGGAGAUGACACCUUAGUCCCUGAUAUGUUGUUUCCAACACAGUGCUUUACGGAAAUUGUGGAGCCUUUUGAAGAUGUUAUCUACCCUAAAGGAGAUCCUGAUGCCGUCUCCAUAAGCAAAAGAGAUAUUGAGCUGUUACAACCAGAAACUUUUAUCAAUGACACCAUUAUUGACUUUUAUAUCAAAUAUUUGAAGAACAACAUUGAACCUAAUGAGAAGCAUAGGUUCCAUUUCUUUAACAGUUUUUUCUUCCGCAAACUAGCAGACAUGGACAAGGAUCCAGGUAGUGCUUCGGAAGGCAGAGCAGCUUUCCUACGUGUUCGUAAAUGGACACGGAAAGUAAAUAUAUUUGAGAAGGAUUACAUUUUCAUACCAGUUAACUUCAAUUUGCAUUGGAGUUUGCUUGUUAUUUGCCAUCCUGGAGAAGUAGCAACUUUAAAAGAUGAUGACAUAAAGGAGUCUUCUAAAGUGCCUUGUAUAUUGCAUAUGGAUUCCAUUAAGGGCAGCCAUAGUGGUCUCAAGAAUAUUAUUCAAAGUUACCUAUGGGAGGAAUGGAAGGAAAGACACCCAGAAGCAUCUGAAGAUAAUUCAGCAAAGUUCUCAAACUUAAGAUAUGUCUCACUUGAGUUGCCACAACAGGAGAAUUCAUUUGACUGUGGCCUUUUCGUACUUCAGUAUGUGGAAUUGUUUCUGGAAGAAGCUCCAUCAAAUUUCAGCCCUUUCAAAAUCACCAAGUUUUCCAGUUUUCUUGGUGCUGAUUGGUUUUCGCCUGUUGAGGCUUAUCUUAAGCGUUUUAUUAUUCGGAAGCUGAUAUCUGAUCUUCUCAAGGACCCCUCUCAAAAAGUUACACCAGCAACAUGUAGCAGUGGACAUCUCUCCUCAGGGUCUCCUGAAAUUGAGGCUGAUACCAUCGUAGAAUUUCUUCCUGUGCAAUGCAGUCCAGCCAAACCAGCAGUUGGUGAUUCAAUAACUCCUGCUACCGACAGAGGAUAUGAAAAUGAUGUUGAGCAAGUACCAGUUGUAGAAUUUCUUCCCCAGCAGUGCAGUCCAGCUAGGCCAGUACUUUCUUAUUCAUUAGGGCCUGCUUCUGAUGGAGGAAUUCAAAUUGAACCGUCAACUACGUCUUCUGAUGUCACUCGGUGUGAUAAACAAGUGGCACCGGUUGUGCAGGAGCUUCUUCAACCAGGAGCAACUUCAGGCUUUUAUUCGGAGAUCCAGGAAAAUUCUUGUCAACAACAGUAUGAACCUUUUCAGAAACUUGCGUCUACAGCAUGUCAGGUAGAACAUGUGGAUGGGAGUCUACAAUUUGUUUCCUCAAGCCUAGACAAGGAUGCUCGCCAACCACCAGGUGGAGACUCAAAUUCCCAGAUUUGUUCGGCUUCAUAUUGCUCUGAAGUUGCUGGAGUACGUGAUACAUUGUGGAGCUCUGUGCAGGAAAAGGAAGCAAAUGUUACAUCACUUGAAUCUUUUAAUAUGGACCAUGCACGGUCUAAUCGGAACCAUGAAGCAGGAAAACCAGAGUCUGACUUGCCCAAAAACUUAGGAUAUGUUUCAGAAAGCCCUUCUCUUUCUUCUGGGAAGCAACUGGAUGGUUUUGUUGAGGAUUCUCAGGAAACCGAUACUGUUAAGGUGAAGAAUGAGGAUCAUCAAGAUUCCCAGGUAAUUGAUUCUAUGGAGGAUGGUGGAGAUUGUAAGGAAGUUAAGAGAUCUGAGGCCAGAGUUGGGGAUGGUGGAGCUUGCCAGGAGCUUAGUAUAACUGAAGCAGGGGAUGGAGAUUGUGAUAACCGCCAGGAAUUGGAUGUUCCUAGGGCAGAUGGGGGAGAUGGCAAUGAGUGCCCAAACAAUGAUGUUACUGAAGCAGAUGGCAUGGAUGGUGAAUGCGAGAAAGUUGUUACCACUGAAGCAGAGAGUGGGUUGUGUGGUGGUCCUUGCCAAGGGCAUCUUCCUUCCAUAUCAUGUCAAGAUAUCAUAAUAGCUGAUGAUAAGAAUUCAUUAGAUGAUGAAGUUGAUGUGCAGCUAACUGCUAAGAGAUCAGAGCAGCAGCCUUGCAAACGUCGGAAGGUUAUGCUCCCUGGAGAUAGAAGGUGCACCCGAAGCUUCACAAGAGACUGCUCUUGAAUGACUCUCUGAUUAUUAGUCAUUUUGCUCAAUUAAUGCACCUUGUAAAUUUUUCUGUGACAAACCAGCAGUCUGUAUCUGGUCGGAUAGGACAUGGGGUGUUUUUCAGUGUCUCCUCGCUUUACCUGCAUUGGUGAUUUUGUUUGUUAGCCACAUCAUCAUUAAAUAACCAGUUGAGGUGCUCUUGCCUUUCACAAUGAAUUAUUCUACUUUAGUCACUGUUUAGCAAUUCUUGUGCUCUUCGUAAGAUGUGUCAAGAUGAGGGGAACAUGCAGGGCAGCUAUUAUUUCAAGAAUAUUAUGGAUUGAGUUGAUGGCGUUUAGGUUGCAGCCUCAUAUGCAUUUGGUUGGUGGCUUAUUUCAGGGAUCAGUAAACCUGUUAAGAAGAUGCGUCCUCUCACAAAAGAUCAAGAUACAGUUGUGUAUUUUCGGUUUGUCUCAGCUUCCACCGGCUUGCAAUGGUACACUCCAUUCUCAGACUCAAGACUCUGGCGCCUAAUGAAGCCUUGACAGUUUGUGAAUCUCAUGGGUUGUGGAUGUGGUUGGGAAUUGUUUUUGUUUCCAAACUGUAUGAGAUAUUUAAAAAUCAUGUUGCUAUGAUCCAGUUAAGUUUGGUCUUGGAAAUUAUGUACUACUGCAUGGAUGUACUUUGGAAAAUUGAAGUUGAAGAUGUUGUUUAAAAAGGAAAAAAAACAUUUGUUGGCAC